AUUUAGAAACAGGCUUCGCUUUUGGUUACUCUGCAGCAACUUGAAGGAAAUCCAACGUACUGCUGAUCUCUUUUCGCGCAGUGCUCAGCUGCAGUCCCUGUCCCUCCGUCACCAGCUAAAUCAGAAGUACAGCUGUCCUAGACUAAGACUGGGGCCCCCUGAGACCGCCUCUUAACUGGUCCCAGUCUGCUGCAGAUCUAGAGUCAGCAUGUCUGCGCGUGCCGUGAAGCGCCUGCUGGCUCAGCAGCAACUCAAGGCUGGGCCGGAACAAGCGGUGAAUGAGGAUCUUGAGGAGAGCAGUGAGGAGGAGCCAGCGGGAGCGGUCAGAAAUCCAUUCGACCUUCUCGGAGAUGAGGAUGAGGCGGGAGUCGCCGACGAGGAGGCAGAAGCAAGCGACGAGGAGACAGGGCCCCCUUUGGCGCUCGUAGAACAACCACGGUCCUCAGCAAAGGGCAAGAAGAAGAAAAAGAAGAAAGCGAAGGGGGUCGCAGAUUCAGGGGCUACCGAUGUUACACCACCCUCGCCUGAGACCACUGCAACAUCGAGUGAGAGCGCAGGCCAUGUUACUCCGGAUGUUGCCGGAUCCAAUACUAGGGGGCGGAGUAAAGGCAAGGGCAAGGUUCGUGAGGACGAAGAAGUCGAGGAGAUUCUGCGGAAGCUAGACGAGCUGCCGGUCGGGGGAGAGGCUCCUGAAACAGCAGGCCGGAGCACGGAAGCCUCGAGACCGAGAAGCAACCGGCACGUUCUGGGAGUAGAUGUGAAGCACCUGAAAGCGGAGGACGAGCUCCGACGAAUCUUCGGAUCGAAAGUGAUCAGUUCGGUGGAAGCGCACGAAGGGGCCGGCGCGCGUGGCGGGGGGGGGCGGAGACACCGGCUGUCAGGGAGGGGUCGCGGAAGGGGUGCGGUGGGGCCGAGGAAAGGGGGGCUGCUGAUCAGUCCGUUGGACCAUUGGCCGCGGUGGGAUGGCGGGAUUCUGAUGGAGUCUAUGGGGAGCAAGGACGGGUGCCAGUUCUUCAAGUACACAUUUUCGAGGGACUACUUGCGGACACAACACGAGUUCGAGGCCCUGGCGGCCACCCACGACCCGAACGCCAUCGCGCACCUCGUCGCCCAGCACCCGUACCACAUCGACGGCCUGCUGACGUUGGCUGACGUGUACAAGCAAAUGGGCGAGAUGCAGACGGUCGCGGAGCUGCUCGAGCGCUGCCUCUACGCGUUCGAGUGCGCGUGGCAUCCGUCGUUUAACAUCUCGCUCGGGACGUGCCGCGUUCCGUUCGAAGAAGAGCCCAACCGGGCGUUUUACCAGGCCCUUUUUCGGCACAUGCAGCACCUGGGCCGGCGGGGGUGCCACAGGACGGCGCUCGAGGUGUGCAAGCUGGUGCUGUCGCUUGACCCGGAGGGCGAUCCCGCCGGCGCCCUCUUCUGCGUGGACUACUACGCCCUCCGCUCGGAGCAGUUUGAUUACCUGGAGCGGCUGGCAGACGAACUAGACGCGGAGCGCUCGCUUCGCGUGCUGCCCAACUUCGCCUUCUCGCUUGCAAUGGCGCGCUUUCGCUUGGAGGAGCGCCAGAAGAGCUCAAAGGGUGCAUCGACCUCCGGCAACGAUGCGCACGGUGCCGAGAACGGCGGCGGGGGCGUGACGUCACUGCAGUUGCUGGAACAGGCCCUGUUGCUGCACCCCGCCAUGCUGCAGAAGCUCAUCGAGAAGACGCCCAUCAAAGAGGAUUCGGAGUGGGCCAAGCUGCUGAACGCGCCUGUCUUCGCAAAGGCGACCGCUGGAGGACCAACGCUGGAGCACCUGAUUGACAUUUACCUGGAGCGCAGCCACCUGUUGUGGCGCCCGCAGGAAGCGCAGGACUGGCUGAAGCAGGCAGCCAAGAACGCCGUUGCGUCCCUCAGCACGCCAACCGGAAAAGCCGCUGCUGACGACUGGGCGUGCGUCCGAUCCGAGUCAUUCCCCUCGACCGAAAACGAGUACGCUUACCUGCCGGUCUCCGAGUUCUCAGACAACACGCACACUCUCCCACCAGACGAGGAGGCCGCGGGGGCCCCUCUUCCGGUUAAUCCGGCGGAGCUUCCGGGCGCGGUUGAUGUGCAAGCAAGGGGUGUUCCGCCGGGUGCUCUGCCGGCGGAACUUGACGGACAGAAUCCGCUGAUGCUGUUUCUGCGGUCGCUGAUGCCGUGGGCCGACUUGGGGUUGGAGCCGCAGCACGGCGGGGGAGAGAACGGAAACGGGGUGCAGUUGAACGAGGAGCAACUAGAGCAGGUACAGCUGCACUUACAGAGAGAGGCGUACGAGCAAGCGCAAGCGGAGGCGGAACGGAGGGGGUGGGCACGUGGCCAGAGAAACGUGCAGGGUUUGGGUCAGGGUUUGGGACGUAGGGCACCCGGGAGAGAGCAACAAGGGAACGGAGGACAAUGGGUCGAUGGAAUAGUGGAGUCGGACGAUGAGGAGUGAUCCUUGAACAGCGCAAAAGGUCUCUCUCAAUGCGGGUUGCAAGAGCCGGAAUGUGGACCUUUCUUUUCCGAUCACGACAUCUGGGGAUUUUAAAU
Messenger RNA from Klebsormidium nitens, 2553 nucleotides. The record is from the annotation of a GenBank genome assembly. NCBI's taxonomy places the organism in Eukaryota, Viridiplantae, Streptophyta, Klebsormidiophyceae, Klebsormidiales, Klebsormidiaceae.